AAUUGAGAACUUGAAGCGAGCGGUCAUACAACAGAACAAAUAUUUAAUUAUUGGUGAUUUUAAAAUGGAGUCAACAUCACUUUUUGAUAACUUUCAUACAUAUCUAGAAAUUCCGGAAAUAGUUGUUAUACCAAAUCAUAAACCACUUAAUAAUGGCUUGAAGUUGGAAGAGUUGGAUGCAGCCAACGAUCCAAUAACGCUAAAUAUCAUCUUAUUGACCAUAAUUACUAUUGUAUUUAUAAUCUUCCUAAUAGCUAAAGAUUGGUUCAGAUAUUUUCAAAUCACUGAAAAGAAAAGGAUUAACAAAAUUUUACGCUUUAUCGAAUUUACAAAAUCGAAUUAUGGUAAAAUCUUGUUUGCCUUUGGCGUUGCGGGAUUACAGUUAACAAUGUGUAUGGCCUCGUUAAGAAAACAUAUGUAUUAAAUUCAGAUAAAAUUUUUUAAGAAUAUAUACAUAAGCAUUUAUUAUUAUUUUUAUUUUUUUAUAUUUCAAUUAAAAUUCUAUAAUUUUUAUAAAUAUAUUUUAUAUUAUAAACAAUACUA
This is a messenger RNA of Lucilia sericata (common green bottle fly), 543 nucleotides long. RefSeq lists its product as uncharacterized. The transcript is spliced from 3 exons. Lineage: Eukaryota; Metazoa; Arthropoda; Insecta; Diptera; Calliphoridae. The coding region runs from base 65 to 424 and encodes 119 amino acids. The record is from RefSeq and is a predicted model, not a curated record.